Stomoxys calcitrans (stable fly) is the source of this 468-nucleotide messenger RNA. Its product is annotated as general odorant-binding protein 99a-like. The transcript is spliced from 2 exons. The coding region runs from base 29 to 463 and encodes 144 amino acids. Lineage: Eukaryota; Metazoa; Arthropoda; Insecta; Diptera; Muscidae. Gene Ontology annotation, biological process: sensory perception of smell. Gene Ontology annotation, molecular function: odorant binding. The record is from RefSeq and is a predicted model, not a curated record.
CGAUCACUCUACGAAGUAACAAUACAUCAUGAAAGUAUUCAUUCCAAUUUGUUUGCUAUUCGCUUUGGCUUCUGCUGAAUAUGUUGUAAAGACUCGUGAAAAUCUCUUACAAUUCCGCAAUGAAUGUGUAGCCGAACUUAAGGUCUCCGACGAGCUUGUUGAGCAAUACAAAAAAUGGCAAUACCCCAACGAUGAUGUCACCAAGUGCUACUUGAAAUGUGUUUUCGGUAAAUUUGAACUCUUCGAUGCAGAGAAUGGCUUCAAUGUUGAGAACAUUCAUCACCAAUUGGUGGGUGACAACGCCAAGGCCGAUCACAAUGACGAAAUCCAUGCCAAAAUUGUGUCCUGCGUCGAUAAAAACGAACAAGGUAGCGAUUCAUGCGAAUGGGCUUAUCGCGGUGCCACCUGUUUCUUCAAGAACAAUUUGCAGUUGGUGCAAACCAGCGUCACCCCUCAAGCCUAGUGAUA